Messenger RNA from Hepatospora eriocheir, 189 nucleotides. The record is from the annotation of a GenBank genome assembly. Lineage: Eukaryota; Fungi; Microsporidia; Hepatosporidae.
AUGUCUGCCACUCAAAUUAAAAGAAGUGAAGUUGUAAUCAAUUGUACAAACUUCAUAAGGUUGGAAACUAAUGAUUUUAUCAUGAAUGAAAAACUAGUAGGAGAAGGCAAAGUUAAACAAAUCGACGAAUCUCGUUUAGAGGUCGUCGAAAGUACAACCGUGGCAGAUUGCUUCUUGAUAACUUUAUAG